GGAAGUUAGUACUAUUCAAACCGUCGACGUGAUCAUUACAAAACAAGCUCUUCUCGGGAUUCAAACAUGGCAGUAUUUCAAGGAGUGUCAUACGAAGAGGAGUUGAAAAAGAAUCCAGAAAUGAAGGAGGAAGAUGUACAAAUGUUAAAAGAAUGGUACAAAAAGCAGCCUCAUCUACCACCAAUAACAGACUUCGAAUUGGUGCUAUUUUUACAUAGCAAUUACUAUAAAAUAGAAGCCACAAAGACGACUAUUGAUACAUAUUUUACUGUAAAGACCCACGUUCCUGAAUUUUUUGCUAAUAGAGAUCCUUUGGGCCAGAAGGAAUUAAGGAGAGCAUUUCAAACACUUGUCAUUAAAGUUUUGGAAAAGAAGACACCAGAAGGCUAUGCUAUUCUUUAUGGGAGACUAGUCGAUAUAGAACCUUCUAACUACGUCUAUAAUGAUGGAAUGAAAUAUCUGAGCAUGGUUCUUGAUUUGUGGCUUCAUAAAGAAGGCACGACGCAGGGACACAUAAUUUUAUUUGAUAUGAAAAAUGUCGUGUUUGGUCAUGCUGCUCGACUAAAUCCUAUGGGAUUGAAGAAAUAUCUUUACUUCUUGCAGGAAGCACUGCCAGUUCGUUUAAAAGGGUUUCAUUUCAUGAACAUUACAGCAGUGAUGGAUGUGAUACUGAAUAUGAUGAAACCAUUCAUGAAGAAAGAGCUGCUGGAUAUGCUUCAUACACAUACGAAUCUGGACACCUUGUCGAAAUUCAUACCCAUAGACUUACUGCCGAACGAAGCUGGUGGAAAGGGUGGUAAUAUAGCGCAACUUCACGAAAAAACAAUUAAACUACUUGAGGAAAAUCGUGAAUGGUUUUUGGAAGAAGAACGAACGAAACGUGUUAACGAAUCUCUGAGACCAGGUAAAGGGAAGACGGCGACCGAUCUAUUUGGUGUCGAAGGGACUUUCAAGAAGCUCGAAAUUGAUUAA
Eufriesea mexicana is the source of this 972-nucleotide messenger RNA. RefSeq names its product alpha-tocopherol transfer protein-like. Gene Ontology annotation, cellular component: membrane. The transcript has 4 exons. Bases 67 to 972 code for a protein of 301 amino acids. Gene Ontology annotation, molecular function: phosphatidylinositol bisphosphate binding. The record is from RefSeq and is a predicted model, not a curated record. NCBI's taxonomy places the organism in Eukaryota, Metazoa, Arthropoda, Insecta, Hymenoptera, Apidae.